This is a messenger RNA of Tarenaya hassleriana, 1514 nucleotides long. Its product is annotated as auxin-responsive protein SAUR21-like. Gene Ontology annotation, biological process: response to auxin. NCBI's taxonomy places the organism in Eukaryota, Viridiplantae, Streptophyta, Magnoliopsida, Brassicales, Cleomaceae. The coding region runs from base 1222 to 1491 and encodes 89 amino acids. The transcript has a single exon. The record is from RefSeq and is a predicted model, not a curated record.
CCAUUCUCUCACGUUCCAAUGCCUAUACAUGGAUGGACAUCCACACCGAAGAGAGUGUCUGCAUUCGAGAUAUAUGAAAUGCUCUUAAUAUUUUACAUUAUCAUGGAUUCUUGUACCAUAAGUAAACAGAGCUUUCAUCACAGGGUAUGUGCUUGAACCACCAAUCGGAUGAUCAAACCCAAAAAUCUUCUUCAUUAUUUGCUUAGCAAAGCCUGAAACCAGGGCCGGUUCAAGUAUGAAACCUGUGCAAGAUUUCUCCUCUUCAGAUUCUCUCAUCGGCAUCCACUGUCAAGUGUCAAGAACCCUUGCCGUGUCAGAAGAAAGUCCUUUUACCAGACUGUCCGAUGAUUUGCUGGGUGCCGAGAAAACCUCUAAAAACCGCCAUUUUAUAGAAUCUUGAAUCUUGCUUGAGUAUUAGUUUUCUGAAUCAAAAUGGAUGUGGAUGUUUGUGUGUAGAUACGGAGAUGUGUCAGAAGAAGUUUUGCUGAUAACUUCCUUAUUUGGAUGGGUGACCUACAGAAGCACGUGGUUUUGGCUCUCAGAUUACUAAAACCAGGACUUUUAGAGUGUACACUCUUAAUGUUGGGUUGUUGAGAAGUAAUGUACAUACAUGUCCUACAUGACACAAAACCAGACCAAUUAUCCACAUGGUUCUGUCUUCAUAACCUGAUAAGAUUGUCUAAAGAACCGAAAGCCCAAUGAACAUUAUAUAAUAUAUCGCAGAAACUCAAAACAGUAUGCCAACUUGAUGGGCACUCCUUCACAAGACUUUUUGCUAAAUCUCAUCUCUUUGAACAAGUUUUUGAUGGACCCAGAAGCUGUCUCUAAGAAGAGAACAAGAAGUAACGAGAGCUGAAGAACAGGACCACAUGACAAGGCUAUAUAAGAUAGAAGAAGCUUGGAUCUUUCUGUGGCUGAAGUCAAUGCUGGUAUCACACAAUCCACCUACCUAUCAUGACCAUGUGUACUUGUCUACAAAAAAUAUAUUAAGCUUCUUCAUCACAUCAAUGUGCAAAUUGUUCUGCAAUGCAUCAACAAUGUUCUUGAUGAGAAGACAAAAGACAAAAACCAGUCAAAGGGCAUAGUUUAAACAUCAUUAUAUCUAUAAAUUCUCCUUACCCCCAUCCUCAACCUUCAACAAAUUCUCACAGUUUCUCAGCACUACAAGAAAAACAGAUCAUCAUCAUCAUCAUCUAUAGCAAAAACAGAGCAUCAGAAUCCAUGGCUAUCAGGCAAAUCAUCAGGCAAGCAAAGCUGUUCUCUGCGUCAAACUCUGCUGCUGUCCCAAAGGGACACCUUGCUGUUUACGUUGGCGAAACCCAGAGGAAGAGAUUCGUGGUUCCGAUAUCAUUCUUGAGUCAGCCUCUGUUUCAAGAUUUGCUAAAGAAAUCCGAAGAAGAGUUCGGGUUCGAUCAUCCUAUGGGAGGGCUCACCAUUCCUUGCAGCGAAGAAACCUUUGUCGAUCUCACAUCUCGACUAAACAGUUCAUAACACAUACACAGGAGAAUAUACAU